Messenger RNA from Anopheles coustani, 660 nucleotides. RefSeq lists its product as uncharacterized. The coding region runs from base 1 to 660 and encodes 219 amino acids. NCBI's taxonomy places the organism in Eukaryota, Metazoa, Arthropoda, Insecta, Diptera, Culicidae. The record is from RefSeq and is a predicted model, not a curated record. The transcript is spliced from 2 exons.
AUGCUAUGGCAGGUCAUUGCUCUGUUCCUGAUUACGAUCAUCCUAACGACUACAGUCGAUUCUGCUAGUCUAACGACGGAUGAACACACCCUCGGAACGGGAAUCGCUGAGUCUCGGACAUUCGGGCGUAUCAGACGACUGCAGGCAAUGAUCGUUCCGGUAAUGUUCUUCCUCGGUGUGAUGAAAACGCUGCUCGCCUUCCUGGUUGCCAUCAGCCUGAAGUCCCUGUUCGUCGGUGUGUCGAUACUGAUGAUCAACAUCGGCCUAGCGAUGGCUAAGGUGAUCGCCUUCUUCAAGACGAAACACUCCUACGAGCAUCAUGGCCACGGUGGAGGUGGCUGGUCGGACAAGAAUAUCCACGUGCACAUCCACAACGAUGGCUACGUACAGCACGGUAGCUACCCGGUGGAGUUUGAACACCCGCCAACGGGACUGCAGCACACGGCCCCGAACGUAUUCCCCAGCUAUGGUCCGCCGGUACUACAGGCGUACUCGACGGCGGCACACCGAUCACGCAGUGACGUCCUCAGCAAUCCGGUCUACGUUACGUCGACGGUGGACCAUGAGGAGGAUCGCUAUCCAAAAGUGCUCGUCACCGACAGGGAUAAGCUGGACCAGAUUUACGCUGGAUGGCGGCAGCUGAACCGCAAGGGCCGAUAA